AGCAAACAGUUUGCUUUUAAGCGUCGAGGCAUUCAAACGUACUUUCAAUUACAAAAUAAAUUCAGAAUAAUUGAAAAUAAUUGAUGUGCUAAAUACUACUUCCAGUUAUGUUAAAAGUGUGCUUAAUUCUCUGCUGCAUUUGCGUUUCUGGAGUGCAAUUGCAAUUCCCCCGGAUUGGAGGAUAAUGAUCUCUUCGGGCUGCUGGAGGAUGACUUGGAUCUCACACACGUUAACUGGCGAGCAAUGAUACCGUUGCUGUUGCAGCGUCAGCAACUGCGUCUCUGUGUGGCCAUCUAUCGCUAUGACCAACAACUGUUGGCUGGAACGCCGUGCGAAAGGCUGCUGGAUAGCCGACUCAUGGCCUAUUGUGAUAUUGGACACAUUGAGGAUCUGAGCAUGACAAUGCGCGAUGCAUUUGGCGGCAUGCUGUUUGAUACGCUGCAGAAAUGCCGUCCUGGAUUCGAGAUCUUUGGUGUGCGUUGCAGGCGACGUGCCUGAGAGUGGAGAGAAGUGCAGAGAAAUAUGAAGCUUGAGUGAAUCGCUAAUUCAGUUUUCUUAGUCGUCAUCAUCAACUCGGAAUGUCGUUGCUGUCGUUGUUGCUGUUGCUGUUGCUAUUGUUGCUGUCUCUGUUUGUGUCCCUUGUCAUUUCAAUGUGUCAAUAAAAAUGCGAUGUGGGUGAAGGCCUGCCCUGGCCAGCCUGGCAGACACCAGAGUCCUUGCUUAGAGGCAUCAUGACAAAUGACGAUUAUAAUUUGUAAAAUUUGCACCCAGCUUGUUAUCCCUCGUCAGAGCCAGCCCCUGACGACUGACUAUGGCCUAGUUUUUGCGCUUUCAGAUUCAGUUAGUCCAUUGCAAUUGUUGUUGCAAUUAGCAGAGACAGUAAGCAAAGGCAAAGGCAAAAGAGGUUGAGACGCAAAAGGAGGUGGCAAAACAUAAGCACUACUACGAAAAGCUAGCUGAAACACUGAUGGCUUGAUUUUUCCAUUAAACACAGUAAAUGGAAAAUUGCACCGAACAGCACAGAAGAAUAGAGAGAGCAUAAAGCAAAAGUCGUUUGUUGUCGUUUCUAUACAAUACUAUACACACUUACUUGUUGUUCUUGCUUGGCAAUUACCGGGCCGAACGGGCGAAAGCAUUUAGCUUGAAAUGAUGACCAACAUGAGUUUUCAUUUUGAACAGUGGUAGUAGCUCUUUCUCUCUCUCUCUGACUCUCUGUCUGUCUGUGUUGCCAACUAUUUUCUGCUUAAUUUGUGUGCUGAUGUGCUAAAACACCUCAGCUCAGCAUCAAUCUUUAUAUAAAUCACAACUGAACAAAAUCGUAGCAUACUUUUUGGCUGCUAUGGAAAAUUUCUGUGUCGACCUGAAAAUAUUGCCUGCUGCUGCUUUGGUAUUGUUCUGUUUUAUGCAAAAUGCAUAAGGAAAUUGCCUAAAAUGAUUGCAUCUGAGUUGGGGAAUUGGUGGGCUAUAUGCUAAACUAUAUUGUUACUCUAUUUCAACAUAAUCAAUAUCAAUAAACUGUAGUAACAUAGUUGCCCCAAAUUGCCAAGCUGGAAAUUACAAAGUUUUUGGAAGACGAACAACUAUUUUAAUUGAAAUUGACAUACUAAAUGAAGGGUAAAGAGCUAACCAUUAGGUACUAUUUCGAUACAAGCUUGAGUCAAUUUUUUUACGACUCAUACAAUUAAUUAAAUAAAUAUUUUUCCCUACUUUUGCUGGCACUAUUCGCGAGGACUCUUUCAUUUACAUUACGCGUUGUUAUCUCCGAUUCGAAAUCCGCUUGCGUUGCGAUGCUUUGCUGUUGUAGUGGGACCUUGUAAUGUAAAUUAAUGAAUUGUUUAAAGUACUUGGAAUAUUUACGCUCAAAGCAAGCAAGAAAGAUGUUUCGCAAACUGGAGAGAGUUGGGGGCAUGGACUUGACCAUUGAAUAUGCAAAACGAGAGUCGCCGUCGGGGCAGAGUCUAGAAGUUUGUUAAAAGCGCGGCAUAAGGUCAAAGGGCGGACACGUCGAACGGUCAUUAAGGCAGCAGCAGCCGGAGCAGCAACGGGGCGGUCUGUUUGUGCAACAGCAGCAGCAGCAGCAGCAUCUGCAACAACAACAACAAUGACAACAGCUUGUACUGUUAGUUACUUAGUUUUUGCCAACGUUGCUGAUUCUACUGUUAAUGUGCAGCCUCGACUUCUGAAAUAUGCAUAAACAAAUCCAACUGAGCGCGCUCAGCUCACAAUCCUCUGAUCUCCGCCCCCCCCCUGCUGCUGCUGUCUCCGUUUUGCCUCGCUGUGUGGAUACGCCUCCUGUGGGGCGUAACUUUUUUGAUGCAGUUCCGCUUGCAGUUCAGUUCAGCUUCGUUUCUUUUUUUUACU
Molecule: messenger RNA, 2361 nt
Organism: Drosophila nasuta
Lineage: Eukaryota; Metazoa; Arthropoda; Insecta; Diptera; Drosophilidae
Exons: 1
Coding region: 244-498 (84 amino acids)
Source: RefSeq, a predicted model, not a curated record